Molecule: messenger RNA, 1059 nt
Organism: Prunus dulcis (almond)
Lineage: Eukaryota; Viridiplantae; Streptophyta; Magnoliopsida; Rosales; Rosaceae
Product: F-box/kelch-repeat protein At4g19930-like
Exons: 1
Coding region: 1-1059 (352 amino acids)
Molecular function (GO): protein binding
Source: RefSeq, a predicted model, not a curated record
AUGAUGAGGAGAGCUGAUCCUGUAAAAGCAUCAAAGAAGCUUCCCUUUGAUAUUAUCACAGAGAUUUUGACCUGGCUGCCUAUAGAUUCUCUAGUAAGAUUCAAGCGUGUCUGCAAAAACUGGUACUUUUUGAUUGUUCAUGACCGCAAGUUCAUAGCCAAACAUAUGGAGCGGACCUGUCUUCUGCGACUCAGAUAUGUAUGCAAACAUGAAGCUAACAAGUUAACCGUUAUUUUCGACAAAAGCUUCGGAAUGGCAGCGUUUUGCGCUGGCUUGGUUCUAGAGAAGAGUCUUACUAAUUCUCAAGUUUUCCGAAUUAGAAAUCCUGCAACCCAUCAGGUACUUUACUUGCCUAAUGCACAUGAGGGUACCAGGAAUAUGGACUUUGCUUUGAACCCAUCCACUCAUGAGUGUAAACUGGUAUGUUUUUAUGGCAAAGACAGUGAAGUUGGUUUUGAGGUGUUAACUAUUGGGAAGGAUGAGCAAUGGAGACCAAUGAAACAUCCAAACACAGAUUUGCUGAAACAUCGUGGCAAACCAGCGCUACAAAUUUAUAGAGGAUCAUCUUUUAAGUGUGAGGGGCGUGGUCACUUUGUCCAGGUUACUGGAGAUGGGCAAGAUUGGAACCUGAAAAUUCACUCUCUUGAUAUCUUGAGUGAAUGUUUCAUUACUAAUACCGUGCCCCGGGGAUUUUAUGUAAAUUGGUGGGACAGUUUGGUUUUCUAUUGGAAUGACUGUGUAGCUGUUGCUGAUAUAGGAGAGGAAAAACUUACCGUGCUGGUGUUGGAGGACUACAAGCAGCACAAAUGGAGUAAAAAGACGGUCCGGGUGACAUUUUCAGAGGAUCACAUCACACUGCUGAAGGAUCCAUUUUUUGUUAUCAAUGCUCAUUCUGAUGGCCUUAAUUUUCAUUUUAAGGACAGAUUUAUUCACUAUGAUCUGAAGAGGGAGACAAUUGAGAAGGUAAAUAUUCGCCUGGGAAUCAACUUCUGUUUGGUUAAGCCAAGCCUGAUAGCUCUUAAGGGAAUGAAAACAGGGAAGGUUGCCUGCAGCAUUUGA